AUGCUCUCCUCUUCGCACGCAUUCUCGCCAGGACCAACCGCGUAUGUCGCUACUGCGUUUCUAGCGUACCUCUUGUGCGCCCGAUGGCUCCGCUGGAGAAACUAUCUUGCCAUCCACCAAAAGUUUGGGGGCAAAUUUCUCAACGGAAGCUUGACGAUCCAAGACGCGCAAGAGAUUGUGCAAGUCUCUGGGAUAUGGGACAUGCCGGCACUCCUCUACUUGGCUCUCUCGUACGCCACUAUCAAAACAUAUGCUAUUCCGUCUAUAUCCAAGAUCCUACUCUCUACAAAGCAAAUCUCAACCGCGGAGCAUGCAUCCAGACGCUACGCAGACGUAUAUAUUUUCAUAGAUACUUGGAUUAGCUGCCCUAUACUUGGGAGAGAGAUUUCGAAUGGUCGAGAACACUCAGAUCCUAGGUCGAUGAUAGCCACUGGGAGGGUCAAUUGGCUCCAUUCCAAAUAUAGGAUCAGAUGGACAGAUAAAUAUGGCUGGCGUCAGCUGUCGGCACUGGAAAAACAGGCGCUACUGAUGUUUUGGUCCGAGAUUGGGCGCCGUUUGGAAAUCCAGGAUAUACCUGAAACCUUGAAUGAGAUGCGGGACUGGGUGAAGAGUUACGAGCAGACUCGCCGGUGCCAAGCUAAAUCAAAUAUUGACAUCAUGAGCUUUACUAUCGACUAUAACUCGAAGGUCUACCCCUGCCUUUUUGGUCUGCGAGGCUUAUACAAGUCCAUCAUAAAUUGUACCUUGGAAUACCCGGUCCAAACUGCCACAAUGUCGCCUAGGCCGCCGUGGUACAUGUAUGUACUUACCGACGGUCUAUUUUAUGGUAUGAAGUACUAUCACCGUUAUCUGGCUCUACCUCGAUGCCGUCCGUCCUCGGUGGUCUCACUCGAGCUUCCCGAGAGCUCAGAUACCAGAAUGCACCCGACAACCUUCGGUGCGAAGCCGUGGUACAAACCUGAAGGGAGGGUAUUGACUUGGAUCAUUGAUCACCUUCUGGUAUGGGUGGGGUACCGGGAAAGUACUCCGGGGGUGCAGUUUAAGUCUCAAGGUUAUCGCCUCAAAGAAAUUGGCCCUCAGAUUUACGAGCACCUUGGGCACAAUGAAGUUAUGCAGACUGCUGAAAGAAUAUAUGGAUCCCCGAUCGGUGCACCUUGA
Messenger RNA from Pleurotus ostreatus (oyster mushroom), 1158 nucleotides. RefSeq lists its product as uncharacterized. The coding region runs from base 1 to 1158 and encodes 385 amino acids. The transcript is spliced from 10 exons. The record is from RefSeq and is a predicted model, not a curated record. NCBI's taxonomy places the organism in Eukaryota, Fungi, Basidiomycota, Agaricomycetes, Agaricales, Pleurotaceae. Gene Ontology annotation, molecular function: oxidoreductase activity.